AUGCAGCUGCAGAGCAAGCACGACUCGGCCACCAGCUUCGUGGAUGCCGGCAACGCCUACAAAAAAGCAGACCCGCAAGUCCUUGGGGUGCCGCUGGGUAGCCGGCACCGUCUUGGCCUGCCGCGCGGACCGGCACGCGUGGGCGAGUCGUCCCCAGGUGAUCCCUGGCGCUUCGGCUCUACCGAAGCCUUUGCUGAGCUUGGCACGGCGCUCCCGUGGGGCAAUCCUGCCCCUUCCGGGUGCCCCUCUGCUGAGCGGCAGCACGGCGGGGUGGGCAGAGACGCCCAGCCCCGCUCUGUCAGGGCUGCGCUCCUAAGCGAUGCAUUCUAUGGUGGCGAAGCCUUGUCGCGCUGCCCUUGUGAGCGUUUGUUGUCAUUGUCACCUGCGUUAAACCUGCACUGGACUUCGGGGGCUCUUAACAAGUCCAGGGGCAAAUUUCCACGGGCAGCCUCAUGUUUUGAGCGUGGCUGCGCCUCCCUCCACCCCGCCGCGCGGCGGAACGGAAAAGCUUGUGCGAGCGUGGUGGCUGCAGGCUGGCCUGAGCGAAAGCCGUACCUCCGCAGCGGCGUUCAGGCGCGGUGUUUCUGUCCCCAGGCGAUCGCGCACUACGAGCAGGCUGCGGACUAUUACAAAGGAGAGGAGUCCAACAGCUCGGCCAACAAGUGUCUGCUGAAGGUGGCUGCCUACGCCGCGCAGCUGGAGCAGUACCAGAAGGCGAUAGAAAUCUAUGAGCAGGUCGGAACGAACACGAUGGAUAAUCCUUUGCUCAAGUACAGCGCGAAAGAGUAUUUCUUCAAAGCCGCCCUGUGCCACUUCAUCGUGGAUGAGCUGAACGCGAAGCUCGCGCUCGAGAAGUACGAAGAAAUGUUCCCUGCAUUCACAGAUUCACGGGAGUGCAAGCUAUUGAAAAAACUGCUGGAAGCCCACGAGGAGCAGAACUCCGAGGCGUACACCGAGGCGGUGAAAGAAUUCGAUUCGAUAUCGCGGUUGGAUCAGUGGCUUACGACCAUGUUGCUCCGCAUCAAAAAGUCAAUCCAAGGAGAAGGGGACGGCGACCUGAAGUGAAGCGUCCCUGGCGCCUGUGGCAUGCAGCCGGAGUAACCUGGGCCUGCGUCGCAGCCAAGGACCGCUGUGGGAUACGUGAUAAGCCACCUAGCUUUGUUUUGUCGCUUCCACCUCAAUGACGUGUGUGUUCCUUUAGCCUCCUGCUCUUUGUCGUGACAGCGUGGCGGGGGGGAGAAGCGAUGCCCUGGGUCUCCCCGGCAGCCCCCCUGGCAGAGGCCCCCCCUCGGGUUUGUUAGCUGUGAGCCCAGCGGCUGCUCUCGCAACUGUCGUUAUUUUUCUCCUGCUGUUCUGUCUUAAGGCUCAGUCUCGGUGAUUCCAGCAUGUAAAUACUUUGUCCACGCCGGCGCGGUCCCAAUAAUGGCUUCCAAGCUCGUGCUGUGUUGUUGCCGUUGUCUGUUUCUACACGGACCCCUCCUCUGUCGGAUACACUCGGACCUUGUGCUUUUGUUGGUUUGUUUUUCUAAAUGAUUGAGCUUUUUUAACGGUAAGGCUGUGUGGGUCCCAUAUAGAGUACGCACGUGCGCGUAUACGUCCUGUACAGACACCUGUGUGCACGUGCGGCACGCGUGCCGACCUGGCGCUGAAAGCAGCAGCGGCGAGGGGCCAGGGCGGCGUCAGCCCUCGGGACAGGCGGCGCGAGCAGACCUCGCUCCUGCUGUGUUUUGUAUUUCAGAUCUAAAUAUAAAACGUAAGGGUCUUCUCUAUUUUCUUGGAUCUAUUUUUCCACUCACUUUAUUUUGUGGCGCGUCCCAGCCCUCCUACC
Messenger RNA from Egretta garzetta (little egret), 1828 nucleotides. It is a transcript of the gene NAPB, whose product is annotated as NSF attachment protein beta. NCBI's taxonomy places the organism in Eukaryota, Metazoa, Chordata, Aves, Pelecaniformes, Ardeidae. Gene Ontology annotation, molecular function: syntaxin binding; soluble NSF attachment protein activity. The transcript has 9 exons. The record is from RefSeq and is a predicted model, not a curated record. Gene Ontology annotation, biological process: intracellular protein transport; regulation of synaptic vesicle priming; SNARE complex disassembly. The coding region runs from base 1 to 1065 and encodes 354 amino acids. Gene Ontology annotation, cellular component: synaptobrevin 2-SNAP-25-syntaxin-1a complex; terminal bouton; vacuolar membrane.